AUGCCGGGUCUAAUGAGCAACCUUGAUAUCAUGAAGGAGGCAGACGCCUUUCCUUAUGAAGACACGGAGCCAGAAGCAUCUAAAACUCUCAACAAGACUCUGUACACGCUAGUAUGGAAGGACGGCCAACCACUAGGUUUCAUGCUCGACACUGUGCUCAAGGAGCUCCUAGCGACGCCCGAGAAAGUCCGGGGUCCCGUUCUCGUGGACGAAGCUAAGCGGACGGUACGCGCAUUUGAGCUGCCUACUGCUGAGGAGAGAACGAAACUCGUAGCUGGCUUGAUGGCGUACUGGCGGGAACACGGAACAUUCGACAUACUACGCGGCUGGCGGGACGAGCUGUGGCCUGUCUUCGGUAGCGACGACGAAGUUCUAUACAGCGUCGAACGCAGCGGUACAGGACUACUGGGACUUAUGCGGUAUGGAGUACACAUGACGGCCUACGUGAAAGACCCAACAGCGAGCUACGGCAUGAAGAUUCUUGUCGCCCAAAGGGCCGCUAACAAGUCCACAUACCCCAACAUGCUGGAUAACUCGGUGGCAGGUGGUCUCAUGACGGGCGAGGACCCAUUUGAAUGCAUAAUCCGGGAGGCGGAUGAGGAGGCGAAUAUUCCCGAGGAGCUCAUGAGGGAGCGGGCCAAAUUCAAGGGCAUGGUCAGAUAUAUCUAUAUCACGGACGAGCGGGCAGGCGGCGAGGCCGGCCAGAUAUACCCAGAGAUGCAAUGGGUGUAUGAUAUCGAGAUUCCGACGGAUUUCACUGCUACACCGAAAGAUGGCGAGGUCGCAGGUUUCUGGCUAUGGACUGUAGACGAGGUGCGAGAGAAGCUCGCCCAAGGUCGGUUUAAACCUAACUGCGCCCUGAUAUUGGUCGAUUUCUUCAUCCGCCAUAACAUCAUCACGCCGGAGAAUGAGCCCGACUACGACCAGAUUGUGCGACGGUUGCAUCGCAGACUGCCUUUCCCCGGUCCCCAUCAGGUUGGCGUUCCAACGACAUAA
Molecule: messenger RNA, 996 nt
Organism: Annulohypoxylon truncatum
Lineage: Eukaryota; Fungi; Ascomycota; Sordariomycetes; Xylariales; Hypoxylaceae
Product: NUDIX hydrolase domain-like protein
Exons: 2
Coding region: 1-996 (331 amino acids)
Molecular function (GO): 8-oxo-dGDP phosphatase activity
Source: RefSeq, a predicted model, not a curated record